UCGAAACUCCAGAGAGAGGGAGAUGUCAGAGGCUGAGCUGCUGCCUCCCUUCAGUAGCAUUAGUGGGGUUCAGCAGCCAGCAUGGCCACAGCUGCCUCCAGCCCCUACACCCUGCUCAGCUCCAGUCCCAUGAUCCACCCGGACAGCCAGGCCAUGCAGCCUGCUAGCCCCUACAGAGGACACCAGAAACUCCUCCAGAGCGACUACCUGCAGAGCGUCCAGAGCAACGGACACCCCCUCGGGCACCAGUGGGCGAGCAGCCUGUCGGAGGGCAGCCCCUGGUCGGCCUCCAUGGAGCAGCAGGACGUGAAACCAGGCCGAGAGGACCUGCAGCUCGGCAUCAUCCAUCACCGCUCCCCGCACGUAGCGCAUCACUCCCCUCAUCACAACAACCAUGGCAACCACCCGGGAGCUUGGGGAACUCCGGUGUCCCACAACUCCUCCAUCACCAGCGGACAGCAGAUCAACAUCUACUCCCAGACGGGCUUCACUGUCAACGGCAUGUUGGACCACGGUGGUCUCACACCUCCACCCAACCCGCAGGGCCAAGGCAUGCACCCGGGCCUCAGGGACACACUCAGCCCCGAGCACAGUGACCUCGGCGGGCACCACUGCCACGACCACUCCGACGAGGAGACGCCGACUUCGGACGAGCUGGAGCACUUUGCCAAGCAGUUCAAACAGCGGAGAAUCAAGCUGGGCUUUACGCAGGCGGACGUGGGUUUGGCUCUGGGCACACUAUACGGGAACGUCUUUUCCCAAACUACCAUCUGCAGGUUCGAGGCGCUGCAGCUGAGCUUUAAAAACAUGUGCAAACUAAAGCCGCUGCUGAACAAGUGGCUGGAGGAGGCAGACUCGUCCACAGGCAGCGCUAGCAGUAUAGACAAGAUAGCAGCUCAGGGGAGGAAGAGGAAGAAGCGGACGUCCAUCGAGGUGAGCGUGAAGGGAGUUCUGGAGACGCACUUUCUCAAGUGUCCCAAGCCGUCCGCGCCGGAGAUCACGUCGCUGGCGGACACGCUGCAGCUGGAGAAGGAGGUGGUGCGCGUUUGGUUCUGCAACCGGCGGCAGAAGGAGAAGCGCAUGACGCCGCCCGGUGAACCUCCGCCACACGAGGGACCGUAUUCUCACAGCGGGAGCGCGGGAGACGCCUCGUCGUGCCACGAUCUCUGACCGAAGGAGGAAUCCCCUCCAAUCCUCGGCACGGACUCUCAGAGCGCAGGGACGCAGCAGCAGGAGAAGCGGCGGCGGCACCUUCCAGCCUCCGCGCCCUCGUCCCGGUACAGACUCCUCCAGAUGCCUCCAGCACUGAAAACAAUAACAGAGAUACCUGUUCAGCCUUCGUCAUUUUCUAACUGUCAUGAGGGCAUUAUUCUAUAGCGGCAUAUCAACCGUCACAUUUCACCUCUGGAGCCCGACACUUUGUUUUUCUACAUCAGCGGAUAUAAAUACAAAAAUGUGCCUAAUAACCUGCCAGCGCCUUUGGUUUGUGUCACCAUUUUCCAUCAGCUCUAUAAUAACGAUAAGAAGGGACUGAUGUUUUUUUGUUUUUUGUUAUUUUUUUGGGCUUUCCUCUCACACGCUGUGCUUCUGUUGUAUGAUCAGUGGCGUGAAACAAAUAAUAUCACUUUUCUUAAUUGAUUUGUUGCAGCAGCACCAGAGGCCAUUAUUAUUAUUAUUAUUAUUAUUAUUAUUAUUAUUAUUUUACAGUCCACCUCACGCUUCCCUCGGGCUUCUUUUAGUUCUCACCAUAUUUACAUUCAUUAUUUUGUAACGUAGCAGAUCUGUAAUUAUUGUUUUGUUUUUUUUUUUUUUUGCAUAUGCAAAUAUAGGCCCUCAUUUCCAGUUGUAGAGGUAUUUGCUACCAACAUAAUAGCACUUGGAAGAUUUUUUUUAAUUAUUUGGAUUAAAUUCCUCCCUCAUGGCCUGUAGCUUAUGAAGCCACACACAGUUACAGCUAUUUAUUAAUCCAUUUAUUUUUGAUUUUGAUAUUUUUUCCCAGUCAUCUUCGACCAUAUAAACUGUGUGGACUCUGAAACAGAGCCGAGAAAUAGAAAAAAAGGAGAGAGGAGGGGGGCGACGCUAUACACCUGCCUAUAAUUUUAAUGUACGUUCAGUAUCAAAAUUUUAUAAUCUUAAAUACUCCUGUUAUUUGGUUUAUUUCUUAAGUAUUUUUUCGAAUAUUGUACAGUUUUAUAUAUUACCCUUUUGAAGUCAUUAAUUUAAACAAAUGCUCUUAGUUAUUCAUGCACUUAAUUAGCAGUGUUUAAAAAAAUACACAAACAAAAAAAUAUUUUCAGUAAGAUUGAACUGUUUCGGCGGUUUUAUUCCAAAUUUCGAUGACAGCUCAAGUAAUUAUUUAUUUUCAGUAUAAAGCUUGUAUUAUGUUUUGAAAUAAACUAUGUAUGUUGUAAUAAACCAUUUCUUGCUACAACUGGC
Messenger RNA from Amphiprion ocellaris (clown anemonefish), 2436 nucleotides. Its product is annotated as POU domain, class 3, transcription factor 4. The transcript has a single exon. The coding region runs from base 82 to 1170 and encodes 362 amino acids. NCBI's taxonomy places the organism in Eukaryota, Metazoa, Chordata, Actinopteri, Pomacentridae. Gene Ontology annotation, biological process: brain development; regulation of transcription by RNA polymerase II. Gene Ontology annotation, molecular function: DNA-binding transcription factor activity, RNA polymerase II-specific; RNA polymerase II cis-regulatory region sequence-specific DNA binding. Gene Ontology annotation, cellular component: nucleus. The record is from RefSeq and is a predicted model, not a curated record.